This is a messenger RNA of Penicillium nucicola, 1344 nucleotides long. Its product is annotated as GroES-like protein. NCBI's taxonomy places the organism in Eukaryota, Fungi, Ascomycota, Eurotiomycetes, Eurotiales, Aspergillaceae. The record is from RefSeq and is a predicted model, not a curated record. Bases 1 to 1344 code for a protein of 447 amino acids. The transcript is spliced from 3 exons.
AUGGAUCUCUUACACCCAAUUCCUUGUCUCCAGGCUCUGCCCAGCCAUCUUAAAAACAGCCACUGGACAAGCUCAAAGGUUGAAACAGAGGAUGCUGUUGAUCUACGCAAGGACUCCGGCUACGCAAGCCCUUCUAGCUAUGAAGAUUCCACUCCAUCUCUCACUGGGUGGCCACAGGAAGUGCCAGGUGUAGUGGUGCCAGCUACACAGCGAGCCAUUGUCACGCCUGAAAUGGGCAAGGAAUUGAAUCUAGUGGUCAAAGAAAUCCCCGUCCAAGUCCCAGCGCCAGGAGAGGUCAUUGUUCGCAUUUUCUACUCGGGAAUCUGCCGCAGUUUUGAUUUCAAGGACGCAUCAUUCUCAAUUGGCCCACAGCCAGGAUACCCCCAACACAACCAUAUUGCAGGCCACGAGGGUAUCGGUCGCAUCGUCAAGUCCCACGACUCAUCUCUCCUCGGACGCGCCGUCGGAAUCCGCUACCUAGGAUCAAGCUGCGGAUGGUGCACCUACUGUCUUCGGGGACUGUUCACGUCCUGUCCCUUCCAGAUAAAUGUGCCGAGACAUGUCCACGGCACCUUCCAAACAUACAUGACCAUCCCGACCACCUGUCUCGUAUAUCUACCGGAAGUAUUCAUGAACGCAGACAUCGAUCUAGCUCUCUACGCCACAGCCCUCUGCUCCGGAUCAACGGCUUUGAUGUCCUUGCGAGCGGCGAAAGUAAAGCCAGGAGAUGUUGUGGUUGUUGUCGGUGUGGCGGGUGCCAUUGGACACAUGACAGGAGCAAUCGCAAAGCAUGUCUUGCGAGCUCGUGUCAUUGGCAUCGAUGUUCGAUUUAAGGUUGAACCAUUGCCGCAUGGAUACAGCGACUACAGCGAUAUUCUUCUGAGUGCUGUAGAAGCCGUUGACAGUCACUCGUGGUCGGAGUUCCAGGCUAGGUUGCUCGAUGCAUGCGAGUUACUACGACACGACAAGAGUCUGCAGCGGAAAGCUGAGGCGGUGAUUAUUGCCAGUAGCUCUUUUUCCGCAUUUCAGCAGUUGGAUGACUAUGUUUGUGAUGGUGGUCGAAUUGUUUGCGUUGGUGUUCCCAAAGGUCUCAACAUGUUGCAGGUUCCGCUGCACUGCAUCGUUGAGCGCAAUUUACUCGUGACGGGAACCUUGAUGGGAGGACAUGGGGAAGCAUUGGAGGUAAUGGAGUAUAUUAGGACAGGUGUUGUCAGGCCUCAUAUCACUAAAGUGGAUUUGGAAGACAUCCCAUACCAGAUGCAGAAGCUGGUGGACUGUAAAACAGUGGGGAAGGUUGUGGCAUGUAUUUCUGAUUCUGCUUUUGAGAUUACGGAAUCAUCUUGA